Messenger RNA from Amphibalanus amphitrite, 1339 nucleotides. RefSeq names its product heme-binding protein 1-like. The record is from RefSeq and is a predicted model, not a curated record. The coding region runs from base 333 to 965 and encodes 210 amino acids. Lineage: Eukaryota; Metazoa; Arthropoda; Thecostraca; Balanomorpha; Balanidae. The transcript has 2 exons.
UUGUCGGUUUUCAGUGAAGCAGAGAGAGAUUAUUUCUCAUUGGAUGUCCGCUUUCGUAAUGUGCCCAGAAUAAUUUAUGGCUGUGCCGUGCUCAUGCUCUGUAUGCAGUACAUAAGCUCCAAGAUCGUAUCGACGCAAUCGUUUCGAUGGUAUUGUUUCACUUUAGUGCUGAGGAUUCACCAAGUGCUUCUCAACGUCCUCGCCUGCUAAGGAUAAGUUAAACCGACUUGCCCUACACUAAGCCCAAAAAUCAACAAGCCUAUGUAAAUGUACUGAUGUAUGUAUAUGUAUGUUUUUUGCUAUGAACUCCGACUUCAUUCACCCUCCCAGUCAUGAAGCUGCUGCCCGUUCUCCUGCUGGUGGUCUGUGGGGCCCUGGCCAAGCCAGGGGACCUCUCCAAGAUGCCGCCCCGGCUGGCCGAGUUCUUCAAGAAGAACUUUGGCACCCCUGGCGGCGCCAAGCCCCCGGCACGCGAGGAGGUCUCAUACACCCUGGUCGAGAAGAACGACAAAUUUGAGGAGCGCAUCUACCCGGCCUGGAACUGGGUGUGCAUCGAGGUGAAGUCCGAGGGAGACCACAUGAUGGACUUCCUCGAGCUGGCCAUGUACAUGCAGGGUGAGAACGCCGCCGGCGAGCUGAUGCAGCUCACCAUCCCGGUGAUGAUGCAGCGCCGCGCCGGCGGAGGUGCGGCCAUGUGCGCGCCGCUGCCGGCCUCCCACCAGGCCAGCCUCCCGGCGCCGCUGACGGAUAACAUCCGUCUGGUGGCCGUGCCGCAGACGGCCGUCUACGUGCGCCGCUUCGGCGGCGUGGCACAGCGCAAGGACUGGGCCGAGCAGGCUGGCACGCUGCAGCGUCACCUCACCGAGGCCGAGCGCGCCUUCCAGAGCACCGUCAUCUCGGCCAUGUUCUCCGACCCGGCCCAGCGCGAGGGGCGCCGCAACGAGAUCUGGCUCAUCAAGGCCUGAGCGCGCGCCACUACCAGCCGCGGACGGCGGCACUCCCAGUGUGUCCCGGCUGCCAGUCACUGAUGGCGUCAUCAAAGGCUGAUGAUGUCACAGGUUGUUGACGUCGGACACCGUAAGAUGCUGUCCUUAGAUGUUGUGUCGUUAUAAACGAUCGGACAUUGCCGAAAAUGACCAGAUAUAUGAUUAUGGUUUUGGUAAUCCUUCAUUUUAUUUGGCGUAAACUGAGCGGAUGUCUGUUUAUCUACCUAUCCUUACCUAUAAUUUUGUUUUUAUAAAUCAACGUGUUCUAGACAUUUGUUUGAACUCCCCUAUCUUCACAGCAACAAAGCUGUUCAAAUACACAUUUCUUUCUUCUAGCUGCCGUUUACAUCGUA